CGUCAACUGAUUAUCGAUAACCGCUGUGAUCGACACUAGCGUCUGUCUGACUGGACCUCAGAGACACACCAUGAAAAAGAGCGAGACCAUCGUUCAGGUCUUUUGCCUGAUUUCAGUCAUCUUAGGAAUAGGCAUUGGGUUUCUGCUGAGGCUUACAAUUGGCCUAAAAAAUAAGCUUUUGAAAGACUCGAUGCAAAUCCCAGGGAAUAUACUUCUCGCCAUCCUUCAGAUGUUUGCUGUUCCCCUCAUUGUGACAAGCGUUCUUGCAGGAGUAACUGGAUUAAACACCAAAAUGUCCAAGAAAAUAGCCAUAGUCACAGGAGCCUUCGUCUCUAUCGCUACCAUUUUGGCCUCAAGUUAUGCAAUGAUUCUGGUGCUCUCAGUAGCGCCUGGUAAGGGAGUAGACGUGGCAUCUGAAGAACCUGAGGUUUUCAUUCCCUUCUCUAUGCAUCUGGUCUUCAUGGAUCUCUUGAGGAACUUGUUUCCAGAGAACUUCUUACAGGCGUUCUUCGAGCAGUACAAGACUGAGAUUGUUCAUGUUACAAGAGAUCUAAUGAUAUACCCAUCGCCACGCAAUGACACUCAGAUGCAACUGAUAGGCACCUAUGUUCCUGGAGCCAACAUUCUUGGACUGAUCAUCUGGUCUUUCACCAUCGGCGUCUUGAUAAACAGGGUGGGACACACAGCACAAAGCACCGUGAAGGCCAUUCAAUACAUCAACGAUGCAAUAAAAAUCAUAGUCCGGUGGUUCAUGUGGUAUUUGCCAAUUGGAGUUUUGUUCCUGAUCGUGGACAGUGUGCUGGCUGUGGAGGACUGGGGAGAAGCCUACAAACUCGUGAAGUUUGUAGGGGUGGCUUUGGUGGGACUUUUGACCUACGGCUUUAUUAUUGUUCCCAUGGUUUAUUUAGCGAUAGUCAGAGAGAACCCCUAUAGAAUUUUCAAGCAUGUCUCCAGGGCUUUGUCAACCGCAUUUCUCAUUGCAUCUAGCACCGCCGCUCUGCCUAUUGCCUUACAAUGCUGUGAAGAGAAUGUGAAGAUCAAUAAGAAAAUCCUCCGCCUCAUGUUGCCCAUUAUCAUCUGCAUCAACAUGAAUGGAACAGCAAUUUACGAAGUGACCGCUUCCGUCUUUAUUGCUCAGAUAAAUGACAUCAAGCUGGAAGUCAGCCAGAUAAUCUCCAUUUGCAUGUCUACUGCCAUCGUCACCUUUGGAAUUGCAGGGGUCCCAGUGAAAGGAGCUGUGGGCACUAUCAUGAUUCUGACAGCUGUGGGACUGCCUGCAAAAGACGCUGUCAUUCUGGUGAUAUUUGAAUGGCUCCUGGACCAUUUCACUACCCUGGUGAAUGUACUAACAAACAUCAUGUGUCUGUCUGCCGUCAAUCGUUUAUGGGAAAAGGAUCUGCAAGUACUGGAAGAACAAACAAGGACUGAUAAGGUUCGUGCCCCCAGUGAACUCGACCUGGACUUAAGCUGCUUGGAGCCUGAUGACGAGCCCGUCCCAUCCGCCACCACCCAAUCAGAACCCGUUUUACCUCAGAGCUAAAACCACAGGACAGUAAUGUCACCAUGCUGGUCAUUUCCCUGUCCGCUUAUAGUUAUUGUUAGUAGUACGGUGCCAUAUCGGUUUAUUCAUCUCUAUUUAUUUUCCAUCUUAUCUCAGUUUUUAACCAUUUUAAAUUUUACAUUUAUAUGCAUUUAUGUGAAAAUUGUUGAUAAUUAUAAGCAUUGUUAUGUGUUUGAAGAUAAUUCAUCUUCAUUGUUUUAGAUUUUAUUUGUUAUUAUUUUGCAUGUUUACAAAGAUUAUAUAUAUAUAUAAACAUUUUAGCUUUCUCUUUAUAUAACAGAAAUAUUUCUCCAGUGUUUUCUCUCUAACCAACACGAGCUGCCACAGUUUUUUAUCUUCUACAAUUGGUUUCCUCCCAAUAAUAAAUCACAUUUGUUUAUUAUCAACAAUUGCU
Molecule: messenger RNA, 1955 nt
Organism: Poeciliopsis prolifica (blackstripe livebearer)
Lineage: Eukaryota; Metazoa; Chordata; Actinopteri; Cyprinodontiformes; Poeciliidae
Product: excitatory amino acid transporter 3-like
Exons: 13
Coding region: 71-1540 (489 amino acids)
Biological process (GO): L-glutamate transmembrane transport
Cellular component (GO): plasma membrane
Molecular function (GO): L-glutamate transmembrane transporter activity; glutamate:sodium symporter activity; neutral L-amino acid transmembrane transporter activity
Source: RefSeq, a predicted model, not a curated record